Molecule: messenger RNA, 2963 nt
Organism: Neltuma alba
Lineage: Eukaryota; Viridiplantae; Streptophyta; Magnoliopsida; Fabales; Fabaceae
Product: auxin response factor 10
Exons: 5
Coding region: 544-2652 (702 amino acids)
Biological process (GO): regulation of DNA-templated transcription; response to hormone
Cellular component (GO): nucleus
Molecular function (GO): DNA binding
Source: RefSeq, a predicted model, not a curated record
UGUGUGUGACUGUGUGGGGAGAGAAAAAUAAUGCUCUUUUUGAGAUCUGAAAGAGAACAAAAUAUAAACAAGGAACAGAACAAAACCAGGCCAGAAAGGUGAGGUCUUUUUAUGUGACCAUGGAGCUUGUUACCUCAGGAGAGAUUCUUUUGUAGGAGUAGGUCGUGCUGCUGCUGCUGCCAAAGAAUCGUACUACGAGAACUCACAGAUUCUGGAAAAGCCUCCUAUCAUCAAACCGGUUACCAGUAGAAGAAAGAGAGACACCUAUUCUGAAUCUGGUUUCGUCAUGAAAAGUGUGUUUUCCUCCUGUCCUUCGUCUUAGCGAGUCUAAAGCUGCUGAUUUGGGCUGUGGGUUCUUCAAUUCUGCGUGAACGGGGUGCUUGGGACCAAAGUUUCUGAAGCAGUGAGUGACGGGAUUGGAAGCCGGGAAUUCCAUAGUUCUUCGCUUUCAAACAGUGAACACUAAGAUUUGAUUGAACAGUGCGAGCAAUUACUCGGCUCAUUUUCGUCCUCUUCGUUUUGAGAAAGUCUCCUUCGCAAACAAUGAAGGAAGAAGCUGAGAAAAGCUUGGAUCCACAACUAUGGCACGCGUGCGCCGGAGGUAUGGUUCAGAUGCCAGCUCUGAACUCCAAAGUCUUCUACUUUCCUCAAGGCCACGCCGAGCACGCCCAGGCCGGCGUCGAUUUUGCGGCCUCCUUGAGGAUUCCACCACUCAUUCCCUGCCGCGUGGUGGCCGUGAAAUUCCUCGCAGACCCAGAAACCGACGAGGUCUUUGCCAAGAUCAAGUUGACUCCUUUGAGAAACUCCGAGCUUGAUGACGGCGACGGCGACGAAAAUACUCACGGCUCUGAAAAUUCGGAGAAGCCCGCGUCUUUUGCCAAGACCUUAACCCAGUCCGAUGCUAACAAUGGUGGAGGCUUCUCUGUCCCGAGAUACUGCGCAGAGACCAUAUUCCCACGGCUCGAUUACUCGGCGGAGCCCCCGGUCCAAACCGUGAUUGCGAAGGACGUCCACGGGGAAAUUUGGAAGUUCAGGCAUAUCUACAGAGGGACACCCCGUCGUCACUUGUUGACAACAGGGUGGAGUACUUUCGUCAACCAGAAGAAACUCGUAGCAGGGGACUCUGUCGUGUUCCUGAGGGCCGAAAAUGGCGAUCUCUGUGUGGGGAUUCGCCGUGCAAAGCGUGGGAUCGGCGUUGGAUCCGACGGCAUCUCCGGUUGGAGCUCUGGUGCGGGGAACUGUGUGGGACCUUAUGGGGCUCUCAGUGUGCUGUUAAGAGAGGAGAACAAGCUUAUACGAAAUAAUUCGAAUGGUGGGAAUUCAAAUCCUGGGAGAGGAAGAGUGAGACCAGAAUCUGUGAUGGAAGCCGUGACACUUGCUGCGAGUGGUCAGGCAUUCGAGGUUGUUUAUUACCCGCGAGCAAGUACUCCUGAGUUCUGUGUUAAGGCUGAGGCUGUCAAGGCAGCCAUGAGAAUUCAAUGGUGUUCUGGGAUGAGGUUCAAGAUGGCCUUCGAGACUGAGGAUUCUUCCAGGAUUAGCUGGUUCAUGGGCACUGUUGCUUCUGUUCAAGUUGUUGAUGCUAUUCGCUGGCCCAAUUCUCCUUGGAGACUUCUUCAGGUUACUUGGGACGAGCCAGAUUUGUUACAGAAUGUGAAGAGGGUUAGUCCAUGGUUGGUUGAACUGGUAUCGAACAGACCGGUCAUCCCUCUCAUGCCGUUCUCUCCUCCUCGGAAGAAGAUGCGGCUUCCUCAACACCCAGACUUCCCCUUUGAGGGUCACUUCACGAUUCCGACGUUUCCCGGCGGCAACCCCCUCGGGCCCAGCAGCCCCUUGUGUUGUCUUUCCGAUAAUGCUCCUGCAGGCAUACAGGGAGCCAGGCAUGCUCAAUUCGGAAUAUCUCUUUCAGAUCUCCACCUAAGCAAUAAAUUGCAGUUGGGGCUGCUUUCAAAUAACAUCCAGCAGCUUGAUGUGCAUCACCCUGGGAUUUCUAAUGGCCAUAUAAUGAUGAGCCAUGACAAGAAAAAUGAGAGCUUGUCAUGCUUGCUUACCAUGGGAAAUUCUAACAAGAGUUUGGAGAAAUCUGAUAAUGCGAAGAGACACCAGUUUCUGCUUUUUGGACAGCCAAUACUGACUGAGCAACAAAUUUCUCAGAGCUGUCAUGCUGAAGUGUGGUCUCAGAACUUUUCGCGCAAGAAUUUGCCAGACGAAUGUAAGGAUAAAGCAAAGAGCUUCUUGGGUGGAUCCCAAUCCGGGGUUUCGCAGCCAGGAUUAUCUUCUACGACCGACUUCUCUUGGCAACUUGGCUUGGAUACGGGUCAUUGCAAGGUUUUCAUGGAGUCAGAAGACGUGGGGCGCACUCUAGACCUUUCAUCUCUCAGCUCUUAUGAAGAGCUGUACCGGAAACUGGCCGACAUGUUCGGGCUCGAAAGAUCUGAGAUGUUGAGCCGUGUGCUCUACCGAGAUGCUUCUGGUGCUGUCAAACGAACUGGAGAAGAACCCUUCAGUGACUUCAUGAAAACUGCCAAAAGAUUGACAAUUUUGACAGAUUCGGGGAGCAAAGAUAUAAGGAGGGCGUGGAUGACAGGAUCUCGAAAUGGAGAUCAUGGACUGGACGCAUCAAACAAGACAGGCUUUCUGAGCAUAUUUGCCUAAAAUAUGACGUGGCGUGUCCCAAGUUCGCACAUUUGACUCCUAAGUUGUGUAUUAGAAUGUUUGCUUUCUUCAUCAUAUGAACUAAAAGCUAUUGUCAACCACGGCAUCUCUUUAAGUGUAAUCUGUGUCAAUAAUGAUGCCUCUAUUCGGCUAAACUGUUUGUUGUAAUAUUAACCCAAGCCUACCUUUUCUUUUACCUGAACCUGGCUGUGUGUAUCGUCAAAGAGCUACCAGUUCCUGUAAUAUAUUGACUUGGGUUUUGAAGGUUGAGACAGAUAUUAAUGUUAAAUUGUUGUUCGAGUCCUUGUUUU